GCUGCGAACUGCGCAGUGCUCAUGGCGAUGGAGGCGUUGGACCUGUUCCGAGCGCUGGGCGCCGGCGCCACGUUUGACUGGAAGCGGUUCGGCCGCGACGCCGAGAGGCUGAGGAUCACAAAAUCAAGCAAUACUAUCUUAAGUGAAAACUCUGCAGACCUUGACUUUUUUAAGAAUCAGCAUACUGCAAAUAAAAAGCUAGUGGAGAAUAUUUCGAAGAGCAGGGGGCAGAAAGACCAUUCCGAUGGAGAGUGUGAGGAUCUCUGCAUCUUUACAUCCACAGGAAAAAGAAAACUUGCAAUUAAUGAAUCAGAAAAGAGCAAAAGGAGCAAGAAGGAAGCCAAAGACGAUUUUCCCAAUGUAAAGGGUGAUGAAGGUAUAACAUCCUCGCUUGAAUGCAAGAUCAAAAGAAGUCCUGGCGCAGAACUUAGUGCUGAGCAACUGGAACACCAGCGACGAGAAAAGAUAAACAAGUUCCGGCGGAAGCAUCGGAUUUAUGUGGAUGGGACUGAUAUCCCUGAACCAGUUGCUACCUUUGAGCAACUCCGUCAAGAAUAUAAGGUCCACCCAAAGAUUAUUCAACAUAUGCAGGAAGCUGGGUUCCAACUUCCUACUCCGAUACAGAUGCAAGCCAUACCCAUCAUGCUACAUAAUCGUGAAAUCCUGGCCUGUGCCCCAACUGGAUCAGGAAAGACCUUGGCUUUUUGCAUUCCACUCUUGACAUGCCUAAAACAGCCAAUGAACAAAGGCUUCAGGGCAUUGAUCUUAUCUCCUACUCGAGAACUUGCCAGUCAGACUCAUCGGGAGCUAGUAAAACUCUCUGAAGGUAUUGGUUUUAGAAUUCACAUGAUCAACAAAGCAGCUGAAGCUGCCAAAAAGUUUGGUCCCAAGACAUCAAAUAAAUUUGAUAUUUUGGUGACAACUCCAAACAGACUGAUUUAUCUGUUAAAACAAGAGCCCCCAGCACUGGAUCUCAGCAGGGUGGAGUGGUUGGUUGUUGAUGAAUCGGAUAAAUUGUUUGAGGACGGCAAAUCUGGAUUUCGAGAUCAGUUGGCCACUAUUUUCCUGGCCUGUACUUCUCACAAUGUGCGGCGAGCUAUGUUCAGUGCCACAUUUGCGAUGGACGUAGAGCAGUGGUGCAAGCUGAACUUGGACAACGUGGUUUCAGUGUCAAUCGGUAUAAGGAACUCUGCUGUGGAGACUGUUGAGCAGGAGUUACUUUUUGUUGGUACUGAAAGUGGAAAAUUGUUGGCAAUGCGAGACCUGAUUAAAAAGGGUUUUUCACCUCCGGUGCUGGUUUUUGUUCAGUCCAUUGAAAGAGCAAAAGAGCUCUUCCGUGAGUUUAUCUAUGAAGGUAUUAAUGUUGAAGUUAUCCAUGCAGAAAGAACACAGCAACAGAGAGAUAAUGUUGUGUUCAGCUUCAGAGCGGGAAAAAUUUGGGUUCUGAUCUGCACUGCACUCAUGGCUCGAGGUAUCGAUUUCAAAGGAGUGAGUUUAGUCAUCAACUAUGAUUUUCCAACCAGUGCCAUUGAAUACAUCCAUAGAAUCGGACGUACUGGAAGAGCUGGUCACCAAGGAAAGGCUAUUACAUUUUUCACAGAAGAUGAUAAACCACUACUGCGAAGCAUAGCAAAUGUCAUCAAACAAGCUGGCUGCCCUGUACCAGAUUACAUGAUGCAGAUAAAUAAAUUGCAAAGUAAACAAAGGAAAAGGUUGAUCAAAAAUCCGAUCAAACGAGCGACCAUCAAGACCACACCAAAAUACUUCCUAGAAAUGGCAGCCAAAAAGAAAAAAUUGAUUCAGAAGAGCAAGAAGAAAAAAGAAAAAUCCCAGAAGGCAUCAGUCACCAAUUCUUGAAAAGGUUCCACAGGACAGCCAAUGAUGUUGGAAAUGCUCAAGGUUUUAUAGCCAUAUGCCUUUUGUGCACUGUGGUUGAUAGCAGAACUGCUGAUGCAUGCUCUGAAUUCUCAAGAGUGAAAUGUCACCUGUAUGUGGUCUCUUCUAUAUUGUAUGUUUAAACUGUUCAGAAUUAACAGGUGCUACAAUAUCAUAUAGCAAUGAGGAUGUGAGUUUCACAUUCUUUUUUUUCUGAUGUGGAGAAUUGCAGUCCUGAUAUAUUAAAUCUAUACUUUAAAUUAUUUUGAUAAGAAUUUGUUGUAUGUGAAAAUGUGUAUACAGGAAAGCUAUGACGGGUGAUUUGUCAUCAAACUGUCAUAAAUUUUUAAAUCAAGUAACCAUCAUUGUAUGGAGCAAAAUUGGCCUUUUAACAGUGUUUACAUUAUAUCAUUGUAUGAGAAGGAGUGUAAAUAAAACUUUGGAUUUCAUAAUUGUCGA
Messenger RNA from Mobula hypostoma (lesser devil ray), 2334 nucleotides. RefSeq names its product DEAD (Asp-Glu-Ala-Asp) box polypeptide 52 (gene ddx52). Gene Ontology annotation, molecular function: ATP binding; RNA helicase activity; nucleic acid binding. NCBI's taxonomy places the organism in Eukaryota, Metazoa, Chordata, Chondrichthyes, Myliobatiformes, Myliobatidae. The transcript is spliced from 15 exons. Bases 22 to 1857 code for a protein of 611 amino acids. The record is from RefSeq and is a predicted model, not a curated record. Gene Ontology annotation, biological process: maturation of SSU-rRNA.